CAGCCCUAUAAGCAACCAUUUCUCUCUCUCUCUCUCUCUCUCUCUAUGCCACUGGACCCGGCUAGCGGCACUGAUUUCAACUCUCUUGCUGUUUCCUCUCUCGCAAUCUUCUCUCAGUAUAUUCAAAUACGUCUCUCUCUCUCUCUGGAUUCCGUUCAGAGACUAAACAAAACCCUAGGAGACGGGCUUGAAGUAUUCACGAAACAAUUCAAUGAACUGUGGUGGAGUGUCUAACUAUGAUUCGGGAUUGGUAGAAUUUGUAGCCUAAAUUGAAGAAGGUUUGAUCUUGUUCAAAUCGAUUGUAUUUUAGUAUCAAUUCUCUCAGCCGGAUGGAUGGGAACACGCAGAAUUUUUUCAAGAAACGCCCCAGCUUCCAAUUUAAGAAGAAAGGAGGCAAUAAGAAAGGAAGAUGGAAUAAUUUAAGCCGUGAACAGUUUUCAGGGGAUUCUCAAGCUGUUGAUACCGUCUAUCGUAUACUCUGCCCUUCUAGAAAAAUUGGCGGUGUCAUUGGAAAAGGUGGCAGCAUAGUCAAAGCCCUGAGAGAAGAGACACAGGCGAAGAUUACGGUUGCCGACUCUGUUCCUGGCUCAGAUGAGAGAGUAAUUAUUAUCUAUAGUUCUCCUAACAAAAUUUCAAGGAAACAAAAUGAUGAUGAAGAUUCAGCUGGGGAGAAUGAAAUGGAGCCCAUGGAGCCUUACUGUGCUGCCCAGGAUGCUCUCUCAAAAGUUCAUGACAGGAUUAUUGAGGAAGAUCUCUUUGGUGGCAUGACAUUUGAUGAUGAUAAUGAUAACAAUGUUGUCACUGCACGGCUUUUAGUUCCAAAUUACAUGGUAGGAUGUCUUCUUGGCAAAGGUGGAGAUGUUAUUCAAAGAUUGCGGAGCGAGACAGGUGCAAAUAUUCGUGUUCUUCCUGCAGAUCAUCUUCCUGCAUGUGCUAUGGGCACUGAUGAAUUGGUGCAGAUAUCUGGAAAACCAGAUGUGGCAAAGAGAGCACUUUACGAAGUAUCAACGCUGUUGCAUCAGAAUCCACGCAAGGACAAAUCUCCUCUGAAUUUUGCUAUGCCUUUUGGAGGCCAAGGAUUUCAUCCUCCUGGAGCUCCCAUGCCUAGUAUGCUUCCACCUGGAAAUCCAAUUUGGUCCCAUCGGAAUCCUAGUUCCCAUGGUAUGCCGCCUACGCCAUGGAUGGAGGGGUAUGGAAAUCAGCAUUCCAGAUUUGUACCAGGGGGUUUCAAUGAUGUUCCUCCUGGACCUGGUGCUGAAGCUUCAGCUGAGUUCUCUAUGAAAAUUUUGUGCUCAGCUGGGAAAAUUGGUGGGGUGAUUGGCAAGGGAGGUUCUAAUGUAAAACAAUUACAGCAGGAGACAGGAGCCAGUAUACACGUUCAGGAUGCAUCAGCUGAGUCGGAUGAACGUGUGAUUCGGGUGUCUGCUUUUGAGGCUCUCUGGAAUCCAAGAUCAGAAACCAUUGAAGCAAUUCUUCAGCUUCAGAAUAAAGUUAGUGAACACGCUGAAAAAGGUAAUAUCAUUACUAGGCUUCUUGUCCCGUCAAGUAAGGUUGGUUGCAUUCUUGGUCAAGGAGGUCAUGUUAUUAAUGAGAUGAGGAGGAGAACCCAGGCAGACAUUCGUGUUUACUCCAAAGAUGACAAGCCUAAGUGUGCAGCCGAUGAUGAAGAGCUUGUGCAGGUGUCUGGAAACUUUGGUGUUGCUAAAGAUGCAUUGGCAGAGAUUGCCUCAAGGCUCAGAGUGAGAACUCUGCGGGACGCAAAUGCUGGAGCAGAAAGUGCUCCUGUUGGCCCUGCCCGGGGAUUUGGUUCUGUAGGAAGCAUGCCUGGUGGUGGGUUCCCACCAUCUGGCCCAAUGGGAGCUGGUAGCUCUGGUAGAUAUGAUCCCCUAAAGGUUGAUGGACAUGAAUAUGAACCCCAGAGCUAUCCAGUUACGGCAGCUGCUACUGGAUACCCCAAUGUCAAUAGUGCUUUGGAUGUUAAGAUUCCAAACAAUGCAGUUAGUUCUGUUAUUGGUUCAGGAGGGAGGAACAUUUCCAAUGUUGGUGAGGUUGGGGGAGCAAGAAUGAAGCUCCAAGACUCUCAAUCUGGUGGCUCUGAAUGCGUGGUCGACAUCCGGGGUUCUUCCGAGCAUUUUAGUGCAUCACAGAGUAUCCUUCCAUCCUUCCCGGCUUCUUCUCAGCAAAACUCGUACCAGAACGUAAAUGCUCAGCAAGGCUCGUACCAGAACGUGAAUGCUCAGCAAAGCUAUCAAGGCUCCUAUCAGCAAAGCCCCUACCAAUUGAUUGGUCAGCAAGGAUCGUACCCCAACAUUAGUGUACCGCAAGGGACCUACCACAACAUCAGUGCACAGCAAGGCUACCAGUACUAACUCUGAUUUGGGCAAUUUUGUACCAUAAUUACUUCUUGUGUUCAAAUUAGCAUACUGACAAAAUGCUUAGAGGUUCAGUUAUCACGUGACUGUCAUGAGGUUGUUUAGGUGUGAACUAAAAGAUAGAAAUUUCUGCUCUGCUGUGCUCUGAGGGAGUUGUAAGGAGCAUCUUUGUGCGGUAUAAGAUUACUUAUUGUUUUUCUCUCCCGAUUACUGUAUAGACAAUUCAAAUAUUGUCGUCUGAGUUUA
Molecule: messenger RNA, 2618 nt
Organism: Alnus glutinosa
Lineage: Eukaryota; Viridiplantae; Streptophyta; Magnoliopsida; Fagales; Betulaceae
Product: KH domain-containing protein At4g18375-like
Exons: 9
Coding region: 330-2369 (679 amino acids)
Biological process (GO): regulation of gene expression
Cellular component (GO): cytoplasm; nucleus
Molecular function (GO): mRNA binding
Source: RefSeq, a predicted model, not a curated record